This is a messenger RNA of Marmota monax (woodchuck), 3312 nucleotides long. RefSeq names its product actin like 10 (gene Actl10). NCBI's taxonomy places the organism in Eukaryota, Metazoa, Chordata, Mammalia, Rodentia, Sciuridae. The transcript has 3 exons. The record is from RefSeq and is a predicted model, not a curated record. Bases 1 to 1458 code for a protein of 485 amino acids.
AUGACCCAUACAGCAGCCCCUACAUUUUUCUCAGUAUCCAAAGGAUUUGGCCUGGCCCUCUCGUCAUCCACCCCAGCAAGACCUGAGGAGGCGGGUCCGCGCGACCACGACGAGUCCCGAGGAAGUGCUGGGCCUGGAGGAGCCUGGAGCUUGCAACCCAGGACAACCAAACCCAGCCGCCGCUGGGACCCCGCGGGAGCAGAGGUAGACCCUGGAGCUGAGGGCGGGGCCUCCGGCCUAGGGCGGAGCCACGAGCAGAAAAGAAGGCGGCCACUCUGCCCGAAGGGGCUGAGCCUUAGCCGGAAGGUGGCGUCUGCUUCCCGUAGCCGCCGGGUCCGCCGGCGGCACUCCCUGGGCCACGUCGCCGUGGUGGUGGACCUGGGCUCGGGCUUCACAAAGGCGGGCUUCGCGGGCGAGGAGGAGCCGCGCAUAGUACUGAAGAGCUCCAGUCUGGUGCCCAGCUGGGACCGGUCCGUGCAGCCAGGCACGCUGGGCUGCGAGCUGGCGGGCGGCGUGGCGCGGGCGCACCCCAUCAAGCACGGCGUGGUGGUGGACUGGGAGGCGCUGGAGGGGCUCUGGCAGCGCCUGCUGGUGGGCGGCCUGCGAGUGCUACCGGAGCAGUGGCCCGUGCUGGUGAGCAACUCGCCAUCGUCGCCACCUGAGGACCGCGAGAAAGCAGCUGAGCUGCUGUUCGAGGCCCUGGCAGUGCCCGCGUGCCACAUGGCCAGCACCGCGCUGCUGGCGCUCUGCUCCUCCGGUGCGCUCAGCGGGCUGGCCGUAGAAGCGGGCGCGGGCGUGUGCCACGCCACGCCCAUCUAUGGGAGUCAUUCGUGGCACAAGGCCACUUUCCGGCAGGAUGUAGCAGGCAGCACCUUGUCGCGCUACUUGCGAGACCUGCUGGUGACAGCGUGUCCCAACAUCGGGGUGCAGGCCUUGCCCCGCAAGACCAUCACACAGCUUAAGAAGCGCUGCUGCUAUGUGUCGCUGGAUUUCGAGGGUGAUCUCCGUAACCCUGCCCGCCACCAUCCGGCCAGUUUCUGCUUGGGCAAGGGGUGCUAUCUGCGCAUCACCAGCGAGCGUUUCUGUUGCCCCGAACCCAUCUUCCAGCCGUGUCUGCUUGGCCAGUCUGAGCCAGGACUGGCUGCACUGGCCUUCCAGGCACUGCAGAAAAUGCCCCCAACACUGCGAACAGGGCUAGCCAACACUGUGGUGCUCGCCGGCGGUUCCACGCUUUUCCCUGGCUUCAUUCAGCGCCUUGACCUGGAGCUGGAGGGUCAGUGCCGGCGGCACGGCUAUCCCGCACUACGGCCCCGCCUGGUGGCCAACCCUGGACGUGGCUCAGCUGUGUGGACUGGAGGCUCCAUGGUGGCCUCCUUGGGCUCCUUCCAGUGUGAUUGGAUGACUCGCGCCAUGUACCAGGAAUGUGGCUCCAGGCUGGUGCACGAAGUGUUCAACUGAGCCAUGUUUGCCAGGAGGUGGUGGUGCAACCUGGGGACUGCAAGGACAUUGGCUCUAGGUUGAGUCACUGUCCUAUCAGCCUUGAGACUAGAUAAAGAAAUGUCAAGUGUUUGGAGCUGGCAGGCUCAUCAUGUGGAGGUGGGUCAACUCCACUCCCUUUCUGGGUCAGGAGGGGGCAGAUGGGACCCACUGGGCCCUCACAUUGACUUGCAGUUUGAAUCCCCCAACCCACUGCCAGUUCAGAGAAUGUCAGUCCAGCUAUCCAUUUGCAAGGCCAGGCCCAAGGCUAUGUCACAUGAAAGCAAUCAGUAGAAGCCCUGUCCCUAGUUGUGUGAUCUUUUAAACUCUGGAAUCUCAGUCUCCCUUUUGGUAUAAAGUGGGGUCAGAGGACUGAGGAUGUAGCUGACAGAUACAGCACUUGCCUAAUGUGUGCAGAGCCCUGGAUUCAAUCCCCAAUAGAGGAAAAAUAAAAAAUAAUUUAAAAAGGCAGGAUCGGGCACUCUCCCAGAGCUGCUCACUGCUCCUCCCCACUCAGCCCCAACUGGAGGAGCUGUGGGGCAAAAGGAAGUGGAGACAUUUCUUAAAAGGAGCACAGGACUGGAGAGGUGGCUGCCUGCCUAUAUGCCUGAGGCCCUGAGUUUGACUCCCAGCACUGCAGGGGGAGAGGGAAGAAUACAUAAAGGGAGGGGUGGCUUAUUUUUUUGAAGUCACUCUCCAAGAACUUGGAGCCCUAGCUGUCAGCACCGUUUACACUUGUGCCCAAAGGUGUCCACACAUGCACACAAACACAUGGCCACACACAUACCUGCCUAUUCACAUAUGUCCUUAGGGCAAGACCCCAUGGCUCCAUGCACCAGCACAGGCUUUGGGCAUGAUGAGCUUGUCCCCCCAUGAACCAGCCUAUGCCCACUGGGUUCUGGCUUGAUAGUUCCCAGCAUUUAUGUCUGGCCAAAACCAAAACCAGCAACACUGCUCCAGGUCUAAAGCACCCACUGUGUGCAAGGCCUUGUUCUGGGUGCUGGGAACAAAGAAAACAAAACUAUGCAAAAAUCCCUGCCUUCAUUCUCAUUUAAUUAUCACAACAAAAAGUACAGACAGAUGAGGAAACUGAGGUCCAGAGAGGCAAAGAGGCAUAGCCACUAAGUGGGAGAAGCUCUGCAAGCUUGAGCCAUGACAACAGUGUCCAAAGCAUAGCAGAUACCCAUGUGGGGACCCACCAUCAGCCACUCCACUCACCAGCUUGGUGGCGUCCAUGGCAGUGAGUACUGCACGGUUCAGUGACUCCAGUGCAGCCAGCACAGGCCGGUAGACACCCAGGCGUUUGGAGAAGUAGUCUGCAAGGAGAAGAGGUGCUCAUGGGUUCUGAGCCCUGCUCCCCAAUUGGGAAUUUGGCCACCUAGAGUUCCCCAGCUACCAAGCAGUUCUCAUAUCUUGAACCCAGCCCCUUCUGUCCCAUCAGGAACCCAGCAACAGCCCCUCACCAUAUCCACCUGCCCAGGGACCUGGGAAACAUGCACCUACUCACCACAUAGUUUCUCUGUUUCUAAAUUGCUGCAGAGGAAAAAAAAAAAGACACCCUUCAGACCCUGAGGCCUGGCCUGGCAAACUGGAAUGUCCCCACCCCACCCCUGACUCCCAACUCAGCCUGACAAGGAAUUUGGGGUAUCUGGUCAGUGAGUGGGGGGGAGUGCUGCAGACAAAGGGUCCAGCCCAAGUCUUGGGAGCCCCGCAUGCCAGCCCAGAGUCUGGGGUUUACCCUGAGGAGACGGAAGGGAAGGCGUAUACAUGUGCAAUGUGUGUGCACCAGAGCGAGGAAGCUGGGAGGAGCUCACUCGCCCUGCCAAGAUGUGUAGA